UUUUAACAGAGAAAAACAUGGCGGAUAUGGACGAGUUGUUCGGCAGUGAUGGAGACAGCGACAAUGACCAACGAGAGUCUGGCUCCGGCUCGGGUUCAGAUUCGGAGCAGGAGAGAGCGAGGUCUGUCAGCAACGCCUCUGGCAGCGGCAGUGACAGUGAGCGAGAACAAGAUGAUGACGAUGAAGGCCAGGAGGACGGGAAACCCAGUAUGAAUAAGGAACUUUUUGGAGACGACAGUGAGGAUGAAGAGCACAGUCAACAAAGCGGCAGCGACAACCGUUCUGAGCGGUCGGGCAAUCAGUCAGAUGCCAGCAUGCACUCUGACCAGGCUGAGAACGAACACUCUGAUGCAGAGCAACACAGCGGCUCAGAGGGCGGCCAUCGAGAUGAUGAUGAUGAAGAAGACGAGGAUGACAGGGUGCGUCGGUCAGAUGGCGGAAGCCCUGCAGGCAGUGCGAUGUCUGGAGGAGGAAGUCCUCGCUCUGAGAGGGGCAGUGUCCGUUCAGAUAGAAGUGUUCACAGUGACCUCGGAACCCCCCGGUCUGGUGCAGCCACUCCGCACUCUGAUGGAGAAGGGUCAGGUCGGGAGAAUCACUCAGAUGAUGAUAAGUGGGAAGGCGGUGCUAAGAGCGACCAAUCAGAAGAUGAAGAGGAGAAGCAACAAUACUCUGAAGAAGAAAGGGAGAACUCUGAUGAUGAGGGUCCCAGGAACAGAAAGUCUGCUACUCCUAAUGAAUCUGCAAAAGGAAGCGAUAGUGAAGAUGAUUUCAUUCAAAAGAGAAGCAAACCAAAAGCCGCUUCUGACUCUGAUUCUGACAGUGACGUCGGCGCAACUAACAACAAGAAAUCAGUGGCAGAUGACCUGUUUGGAGAGGCGGAUGAUAUCUCUUCUGAUAGUGAUGCAGAGAAGCCUCCGACCCCGGGACAGCCCAUGGAUACAGAGGAUGGCAUGGAGGGGGAGCAGGUCGAGGAGGAGCCUGUGCCUGAAACUCGUAUCGAAGUAGAGAUUCCCAAAGUCAGCACUGACCUUGGAUCUGACCUUUACUUUGUUAAGCUGCCCAACUUCCUCUCUGUGGAGCCCAGACCUUUUGACCCUCAGUACUAUGAGGAUGAAUUUGAGGAUGAGGAAAUGCUGGAUGAAGAAGGGCGCACCAGACUCAAACUGAAGGUGGAGAACACCAUCAGGUGGAGAGUCAAGCGAGACGAGGAGGGAAACGAGGCACGUGAGAGCAACGCACGCAUUGUCAAAUGGUCCGAUGGGAGCAUGUCCCUCCAUUUAGGGAAUGAAGUGUUUGACGUUUACAAAGCUCCUCUUCAGGGAGACCACAACCACCUGUUCAUCCGCCAGGGUACGGGGCUACAAGGACAAGCUGUUUUCAAAACCAAGCUCACGUUCAGGCCCCACUCCACUGACAGCGCCACGCACAGAAAGAUGACCUUGUCUCUGGCAGACCGUUGUUCCAAGACUCAGAAGAUCAGAAUCCUGCCAAUGGCUGGACGGGAUCCCGAGUCGCAGCGCAAUGAAAUGAUCAAGAAAGAAGAGGAGCGGUUGCGGGCAUCUAUCCGCAGAGAGUCCCAACAGAGGAGGAUGAGAGAGAAGCAGCACCAGAGAGGCCUGAGCAGCAGCUACCUGGAGCCAGACCGCUACGAUGAUGAAGAGGAGGGUGAGGAGGCCAUCAGCUUGGCAGCCAUCAAGAGCAAAUACAAAGGAGGAGGAGGCUUGAGAGAGGAGCGAGCGAGGAUCUACUCAUCAGACAGUGAUGAAGGCUCCGAUGAUGACAAGGCCCAGAGACUGAUGAAGGCUAAAAAGCUCGACAGUGAUGAGGAGGGUGAGGGGUCAGGCAAGCGAAAGGCAGAGGAUGAUGAAGAAAUGGCCACUAAGAAGGCCAAGAAAUAUGUCAUCAGUGAUGAAGAAGAAGAAGAAGAAGAGGAGGAGGAGGAGGAUGAGGAGGAAGAUGAGGAAUAAAUAACUUUGUUUCUUUCAGUGAGCAGCCCACAUGACUUAUAAAUAGUCAUAUCUUGUUUUGUAUAUUUUUUUAAGAGGUCCGUGUGGUUGUGUACAAUGGUGCGAUUGGUUGUUUUUGUCGUGUACAGCUGAAUUGGAAAAAUAAAGAAACAGUUGUCUUAUCAUUUUUAA
Messenger RNA from Dunckerocampus dactyliophorus (ringed pipefish), 2138 nucleotides. RefSeq names its product LEO1 homolog, Paf1/RNA polymerase II complex component (gene leo1). Lineage: Eukaryota; Metazoa; Chordata; Actinopteri; Syngnathiformes; Syngnathidae. Gene Ontology annotation, cellular component: nucleus; Cdc73/Paf1 complex. Gene Ontology annotation, biological process: positive regulation of transcription elongation by RNA polymerase II; transcription elongation by RNA polymerase II. Bases 18 to 1967 code for a protein of 649 amino acids. The record is from RefSeq and is a predicted model, not a curated record. The transcript is spliced from 14 exons. Gene Ontology annotation, molecular function: RNA polymerase II C-terminal domain phosphoserine binding.